Molecule: messenger RNA, 2028 nt
Organism: Alligator sinensis (Chinese alligator)
Lineage: Eukaryota; Metazoa; Chordata; Crocodylia; Alligatoridae
Gene: TRMT13
Product: tRNA methyltransferase 13 homolog
Exons: 12
Coding region: 1-1428 (475 amino acids)
Biological process (GO): tRNA methylation
Source: RefSeq, a predicted model, not a curated record
AUGCCAAUGAAGGCUGCACCUGUGCAACAGCCGUGUGGACGCUUCUGCAUCCUACUCUGCGCUGUUCACAGACCUGCAAACACUGUGCGAGUGCCCAAAACACCACUUUCUCAGCCAAUAAACCCAGGCUUGGAAGAAAAUGAUAGGAAAAGAAUCCCAUGCCCUCUCGAUCCAAACCACACAGUAUAUGAAGAUCAACUACAAAAGCAUUUGAAAAAGUGUAACUCAAGAGAGAAACCAAAGCCUGUCUACUAUGUUCAAGAUAUAAAUGCAGGUUUAAAAGAUGUAACAAAAAUACCUGAAGAGCAGGUACCAAUUUCUUCUCUGUCUAAAGAAGAGUUACAGGAUUUAAUUAGAAAACUGAAAACAGCAAGUAAUGGUAUAAGUUCUAUACUUAAGGAUCAAACUCUGUCCCAUCAGGCCUUAAAAGAAGUUUUAAAUGACCCAAAAAAUGGAGAGUGUGCUUUCAAGCACUUGAAGCAACAGGCUUCUAUUUUAGGUCAUAUGGAACAGUUGCAUUUACUUGGGCCAGGAAGAUGUUUUGUUGAGUUUGGAGCUGGACGAGGAAAGCUGUCUCACUGGGUUGAUACUGCCUUGCAAGAUACUGAAAAUGUUCACUUUCUUCUUGUGGAAAGGGCAACUACAAGAUUUAAGGUAGAUGGUAAACACAGAAAAAGAGACUCCAUAUUUGAAAGACUUCAAGUUGAUAUCCAACACUUGUGUUUAAACAAGAUACCCAUUCUUGUGAAAGAAAAACUACCUGUAGUAGGAAUUGGGAAGCAUUUGUGUGGUGUUGCAACAGAUCUUGCUCUGAGAUGUCUGAUUGAAAGUUUUGCAACCCAGGAUGAUGGAAUAAAUGAAGAACCUUCAGCUAAACGCCUCAAGAGUGAUAACACCCAAGCUGGUUCCAACAAUUUUACUGACAAGGAAAGAAGUGGAGAGAAUGUUUCAGAGAGCUACAACACUGUGGCUGGAAUUGUUAUUGCGCUAUGUUGCCACCACAAGUGUGACUGGAAGCAUUACGUAGGCAGGGAAUUCUUUAAAAAAGUUGGACUUGGACAAGUGGAAUUUAAUUUUUUUCAGAGAAUGUCUAGCUGGGCAACCUGUGGCAUGCAAGAAACCAUAUCUGAAGCCUGUUCAAGUGAUGUAGAAUGUGGAGCCCAAAGCAGUGACGCAGAUGAACAUGACCAAGCAUAUAACAGGCCUGAGUGCAAUUCUGAUAGCGUACAAGGGCUGCUUACUGUUGAAGAACGGAAACAGAUGGGUCAUCUUUGUAAACUGUUGAUUGACCAUGGACGGAUUGAAUAUUUACAACAGAGAGGGUACAAGGCUGUGUUACAAUACUAUACAGAUUCCACUGUGUCUUUGGAGAAUGUACUCUUGACAGCUGUACCAAAUCAGUGUUCAAUACUCCAGUCAACUGCAUAAUAGGAGAUGCAUGUGCAAUGGAGAGAAUACCGAGCUCUACAAAAUGUUUCUGGAUUUAUCAAAACAUUAUUCACAGAUGCAACUCUCAUUGAAAACAUUGUGUAGCCUUUUCUGCACUUACAAAAGCAUUUUAUGAUCUCAGAUGAAAUCAGAAAAUGCCAGCUGACUCUUAGUGGUAUGAAAAUUACAAGACCUCCAUCCUUGUCUUUGGAAUUUUCUGUUGCUUUCUCCAUUCAGAAGAAGCAGAACUUAUAUUUUUCUUCAACAAGCAACCAGCUUAGCUUAGAGAAGCAGUUUUACAUUUUUUCUUCAUUGUUUAUGGUAUCAGAGGUGCUGUCUUCCAGGUUUUCUGAGAAAUAAUAGGUUAAAAUGUAAGAAACAAACAUGCUGAAUCUCCAUUUAGAACUUCAUGAAAAUUCUCUCUGGUCUGUUUGUUUUAAUGUACCAAUGUUUUUAUUUCAUGACUUCUAGCUGUUUAGGGGAUUGACUAGAGAAAAAAAAGACUGUCUGGCAAUCAAAUGCCACCUCAGGAUGGUUUUUGUUAAUUGUAUUUCCACAUGUGAAACCUUGUAAGGGACAUUAAAUAAAAGCUGGAAUUGA